Molecule: messenger RNA, 5123 nt
Organism: Ailuropoda melanoleuca (giant panda)
Lineage: Eukaryota; Metazoa; Chordata; Mammalia; Carnivora; Ursidae
Gene: FRMD6
Product: FERM domain containing 6
Exons: 14
Coding region: 827-2695 (622 amino acids)
Biological process (GO): positive regulation of hippo signaling
Cellular component (GO): cytoplasmic side of apical plasma membrane; cytoskeleton
Source: RefSeq, a predicted model, not a curated record
GACGGGACUUUGGGAGGGUUUCUGGGAGUCGAGAGCCCCAGCCAAAGCAGUGUCCCCUUCUCUGCGUCUUUCUUCACCUUCUUCUUGCUUCCUCGGCUCUGGGCGUCGGGCACCGGGCUGGAAGGGCGCUUCUUCGCCCGCAGAGCUCGCCCACACCGGGGCGGGAGGACAGGGCCCGGGGCAGCCGAGUAAGGCAGCGGGGGAGGCGCGGAGCUCCGUGGCCGCCUGUGCGGCGAGGGCGGGAGGCCGACCGGGGCUGCGGGGCUGCGCCCCGGGCUCACGGUGCCGCGCUCGGCUCCCCGGUGGUCCCCGGCGCCCUGUUCUGGGGGCGUCUGUCGGUUGCGCCCCAUCGGUCGCGCCUUUGACGGGGCGCCGGGGCCAACCCCUGAACUCUGCAUUCCUGGGUGCCGUGUCGCUAGUUGUGCGCGCGCCGGGGCCGGGCAGCCAGUCUGCGGGAAGGGACCCGAGCGCGGCGUCUGCCCCACGGUCCCUGAAGUGUCUGGUCCGGGAGCCGGAGAUUGAGCUGGGGCUCGGCGGCGCCAGAAGGGGGCCUCGGUGGGAUGCGAGUGGGGGGCGCGGCCUGCAGAAUUUGGGUUCCUGGAGGUGCUUGUGGCGUGCAGGCCCGGCCCCGGGCAGAGGAGACCACCAGCCUGUCCUCGAGGAGGGCCAGGAACUGUCAGCUAUGAAACCUACAUAGUGGAACACCAUGCUGCUUCUCCUGUAGGGCGUGUGAUGAGGAGCGGAGUUUGGCUUUGGAGUGCUCGGAACCAGAGGAAUCACCGAGGACUCGGAGCCCAGCCCUGACCACUAGAGAGCCCACAACACAAUGAACAAAUUGAACUUCCAUAACAACAGAGUCAUGCAAGACCGCCGGAGUGUGUGUAUUUUCCUUCCCAACGAUGAAUCUCUGAACAUCAUCAUAAAUGUUAAAAUUCUGUGUCACCAGUUGCUGGUCCAGGUGUGUGACCUACUCAGGCUAAAGGACUGUCACCUGUUUGGACUCAGUGUCAUACAAAAUAAUGAACAUGUCUAUAUGGAGUUGUCACAAAAGCUGUAUAAAUAUUGUCCAAAAGAAUGGAAGAAGGAGGCCAGCAAGGUACGACAAUACGAAGUCACUUGGGGUAUUGACCAAUUUGGACCUCCUAUGAUCAUUCACUUCCGCGUGCAGUACUAUGUGGAAAAUGGCAGAUUGAUCAGUGACAGAGCCGCAAGAUACUAUUAUUACUGGCACCUGAGAAAACAAGUGCUUCAUUCUCAGUGUGUGCUCCGAGAAGAGGCCUAUUUCCUGCUGGCAGCCUUUGCCCUGCAGGCUGAUCUUGGGAACUUCAAAAGGAAUAAGCACUAUGGAAAAUACUUUGAGCCAGAGGCUUACUUCCCGUCUUGGGUUGUUUCCAAGAGAGGGAAGGACUACAUCCUGAAGCACAUUCCAAACAUGCACAAAGAUCAGUUUGCACUGACAGCUUCCGAGGCUCAUCUGAAAUACAUCAAAGAGGCCGUCCGGCUGGACGAUGUUGCUGUGCAUUACUACAGAUUGUACAAGGAUAAAAGGGAAAUUGAAGCUUCUCUAACCCUUGGAUUGACCAUGCGGGGAAUACAGAUUUUUCAGAAUUUAGAUGAAGAGAAACAAUUACUUUAUGAUUUCCCCUGGACAAAUGUUGGAAAGUUGGUGUUUGUGGGUAAGAAAUUUGAGAUUUUGCCAGAUGGCUUGCCCUCCGCCAGGAAGCUCAUCUACUACACGGGGUGUCCCGUGCGCUCCCGACACCUCCUGCAACUCCUGAGCGACAGCCACCGUCUCUACAUGAAUCUGCAGCCUGUGUUGCGUCACAUCCGGAAACUGGAGGAAAAUGAAGAGAAGAAGCAGUACCGGGAGUCCUACAUCAGUGACAGCCUGGACCUCGACGUGGACCAGCUGGAAAAGCGUUCUCGGGCCAGCGGGAGCAGCGCGGGCAGCGUGAAGCACAAGCGCCUGUCCCGUCACUCCACCGCCAGCCACAGCAGUUCCCACACCUCGGGCAUCGAGGCGGACACCAAGCCCCGGGACACGGGGCCGGAGGACGGCUACUCCGGCAGCGCCAUCCACCGCAAGCUGAAAACCUGCAGCUCCAUGACCAGCCACGGCAGCUCCCACACCUCGGGCGUGGAGAGCAGCGGCAAGGACCGGCUGGAAGAGGACUCACAGGAUGACGAAAUAGAGAUGCUGGUCGACGAUCCCAGGGACCUGGAGCAUAUGAAUGAAGAGUCUCUGGACGUCAGCCCAGACAUGUGCAUCUAUAUCACCGAGGACAUGCUCAUGUCGCGGAAGCUGAACGGACACUCUGGGUUGAUUGUGAAAGAAAUCGGGUCUUCCACCUCCAGCUCCUCAGAAACAGUGGUCAAGCUUCGCGGCCAGAGCACUGACUCUCUUCCACAGACUAUAUGUCGGAAACCAAAGACCUCCACCGAUCGACACAGCUUGAGCCUUGAUGACAUCAGACUUUACCAGAAAGACUUCUUGCGCAUUGCGGGUCUAUGUCAAGACACUGCUCAGAGUUACACUUUUGGGUGUGGCCACAACCUGGACGAGGAAGGCCUCUACUGCAACAGCUGUUUGGCUCAGCAGUGUGUCAACAUCCAAGAUGCUUUUCCAGUCAAAAGAACCAGCAAGUACUUCUCUCUGGAUCUCACUCAUGAUGAAGUUCCGGAAUUUGUUGUAUAAAGUACGUCUGCGCACAGCUAGCUCUCCAGGUGGCCUGCUGUUUGCUGGAGGCUGGAAAGCCAUGGGGUUCUUUCUUUAAUUACUGUGCCAUAUUUUCUUCACCCCAGAACAUAGCUCUUUCUUGAUGAUAACUUGUGAUGGAAAUAAAAGCCUUGGGACAGUUGCACUUUAAGUAUUACACAGAGAUAAAAGAACUACAGAGAAUGUACAGCAAGACAAGUGCCCGGAAGUUCAUGAUCCUUGGGAAGGAAAAGUGCUUUACUGGUUACCAAGCCUUCAGGAUAUUGAAUCGUGGUGCGUUUGUUCCUUGUUUUUGUUUUUUCAUUUGAUUACAUGACAUCACUUUUUUAUCAUGUGAAAGAUGUUGUUAGGUUUAUUUGUUUGCUUGUAAAAAAAAUUUUUUUUGGUCACUCCCUCACGCACUUGGUUUGAGGGAGAAGAGAGUCUCUCCUUUUAAUGGAGAGACUGUUGCCUAGUCCAUAGUCAUUGCCGCCUCACCGGGGCUGUCCCAAAGUGAACACUAAUGAAGUGGUCAAAAUCCGGUAGUUCUAGCAAGCCAAAGAUAUGGACAUAACAGAAGCACAGCCCAGGUCAAGAAGACGUGAAUGAAGCAAUAACCAGAAGGCUCUGUGUGCUGUGAUGCCUUGUGACCCUUCAUGCCUGGCCAGUGCCAUGUCCUCUUCCUACUCACCCUGAAAGCUCUAGGACCCAGCGGAGUUUCUCAUCCGAGUAACUGAUCAGUGGUAUUCAUGUCAUUGUGCAUUUUGUGGUGUUUACAAAACCAGUUUCUGUUAAAACAAUGGAAAUGUCUUAAAAAAUGUUUGUGCUUGGUGUUUUGUUUUGUUUUGUUUUAAUCAAGAACCAAUUAUGGUAAUACUAGUUUCUGCUUAACCAAAAUACCCUAAUUGUACGUAUAUGUUAUACAUAUAUAAAUACCUGAGAUUACGUCUGUUUAUACGUGUUUAAAGCUUACUAACUCUUCUUCUUGGCUUCCAUGACUGUUUUUGUGUAUGUGGUCUUUCUUGUCGAAUAUGGAGGAUGUGUGGCUAAAUGAAUGAUACCUACAGACAAUCAGUUAAUAUAUGUAGAGUUAAGAACGACUGUUUUCUCAUGGGUCUUUUGCCAUGAUUCUCAACCCUGGUUGCACAAUAGAAUUAUUUGGGGAGCUUAUUUAAAAACAGUAACAAUGUCUGGGUCCCACUUCAGGCCAAUAAACUCAGUCUGUUGCAGUAAGGUCCAGGUAGACUUGUCUUUUCCUUUAAAGCUCUCCAAAUGGAGCUAAUACGCAACAGGGUUUAAAACCAUGGCUCCAAAGGGUGUCUUUCUGUUAAUUUCAAAGUUAAAGUGUACAGAAAAUGUUAGCUUUGAGAGAGGGCCAUUUUUAAGACAGUUACUGGCACUGCUGUUAGGAUAUGGAAUGAAACCAUGUCAGGAGCGUCAAUCUCUUAACCUUUAGAUGUACGGUAACAAUGUCGUUCGCACUUCAGGAGAGAACUUGAGCACAAUGUCUUUCUAUGAGAUGUUUGUAAUGAUUUCGUAUUUUACAUUUGUUUACCAUAUUUUGAUAUACCAUUUUUUCUAUUUGCCAGGUUUUCUUAAAAAAAAACUAUAUAUUAUUUUCUAAAGAAACAGUCAUAUUUUUAUACAAAAUUAAGUUUUCAAGUAACAAAGAAAUAGAUUUUGGGUAUAGCGGAACAUGCGGUGUUCCCCGUGGGUGGGAGUCAGUAUGAUAAACGCAUGGAGAACACGGACCAGCACUGCCUGUGCCGCCCUCGCACACCCGCACAUGCGUGUGCACCCGCAGGGCAGUGUGUGCCCUCCAAGGCCGGUCAGAUGAGUUUCACCCGAUGCUGGGAAGGGAACAAAAGUUCUGUAGAGUUCUGUAGUCAUGAAAUUAUUUUGCUUUUAUCAAAAGUUCUAAAAGAACCAAAGUUUCAGAUAUCAGAAUGUAUGAAAGGAUCUCGGCCUUCUGUACGAAAGGGUAGAAGGAUCAUUUCAUGACUGCUUCACUUACAAGUAAGUCAUGAAAUGAUCCACCCUUUUUUAUAGAUGCUUCAGAGACAAAUCCUGGGAGGUUUAACUGUAAAGAGCCCAGGUCAUAAUGUGGUGCAUUUCCUUAGCUCUUAGCGUUUCUUGCAAACAUCAAGACAAAAGCGUAUUUAUGUAGUGCUCUAUUUUCUCUAUAUUUCAACCACAAUCAGGUCUUCAGGGUUUUGCCAGCAUUUUGGUGGUUUUGCACACCCUCUUUCUAAUUGGAUUUAUGAAUAAUCUUGUGGGUUUUCAAAAACGAAACAUGCUAAGGAACAUUUUUGCUUUUUGAUCCACUCUUAGCAGCAGAAUUAUAUAUAUGUAUAUGAAAAUCCAUUUUGGUUAUCUACAUUUUGUAUUUGGAAAUUGUUUUAAACAAUAAAAAAGGAAAAGAAACGUA